This is a messenger RNA of Spinacia oleracea (spinach), 857 nucleotides long. Its product is annotated as wound-induced protein 1. The coding region runs from base 313 to 651 and encodes 112 amino acids. The record is from RefSeq and is a predicted model, not a curated record. NCBI's taxonomy places the organism in Eukaryota, Viridiplantae, Streptophyta, Magnoliopsida, Caryophyllales, Amaranthaceae. The transcript has a single exon.
UCAUUUCCCAAAUCACCUCAUCAAUUCCUUAAUCCCAGCUUAAUCAAAUCUCCUCUUCUUAAAAAAUAAACUCAAAAAUUCCCCAAUUUCUGAAAUUAAUUUCCUCAAAAUCCUAAUUUAAUUAAAAAAAUUAAUCAAGAGCUGGCUAUCAUUAACCAAGCAACGGUGGAGGCAGCCGAAGAAACCACCAACAAGAAGGUGGUUCUUUCCCUAUAUGAAGCCUUAGCCUCCCGUAACGCGGAAAAGGUCCAGAACCUUCUUGCUCCUGAUCUUGAGUGGUGGUUCCAUGGUCCGCCGUCCCACCAGUUUCUCAUGCACCUUCUCACCGGCACUACCUCAUCUGACGGUCAAGAUUUCUUCAACUUCUCCCCUCAGUCAAUCGUAGCCUUUGGUUCUCUUGUUCUUGCUGAGGGCUGCGAUCACACCCGUAAGAUCUCCUGGGUUCACGCUUGGACGGUCACUGAUGGGAUAAUUACUCAGGUUAGAGAAUAUUUCAAUACCUCUGUUACUGUUACACGCCUUGGUAAACGUGCGACCAAUAAUAACCAGAUUUCUACGACCGCCGCACAUCACCAUUGUCAGCCUCUUUGGGAGAGUAGUCUCUCUAAUCGGGUCGGGAAAUCGGUUCCUGGUUUGGUUCUUGCUCUUUGAUUUUGUUCUAGCUAAUUGAAUUCUGACGCCUGGCUAAUAUGGGUUGAAGUAUAAGGUUUAUGGUUAUGGUGUUUUUAUUAAGUUUUGGGAAGUGAAAUUACUUUGUUGCCCUCUUGAUUAUUGUGGUUUUCUGGAAUGUUGUCCUUCUGUCGUCAAUGUUAUGUAAUGGCUUCCUACUAUGAAAUAAAACUAUGUCGUUUUAUUAA